Molecule: messenger RNA, 3453 nt
Organism: Dictyostelium purpureum
Lineage: Eukaryota; Evosea; Eumycetozoa; Dictyosteliales; Dictyosteliaceae
Exons: 2
Coding region: 1-3453 (1150 amino acids)
Biological process (GO): double-strand break repair via homologous recombination; DNA replication
Cellular component (GO): nucleus; MCM complex
Molecular function (GO): single-stranded DNA binding; single-stranded DNA helicase activity; ATP hydrolysis activity
Source: RefSeq, a predicted model, not a curated record
AUGUAUACUAUAUAUGGGUUUGAUAGUUUUUCAAAAGAAGAAUAUUUAAAUUUUUUUUUUGAACUAUUAAAAAAUAACUAUGAAAAAGAAAUUUUACAAGUAAUUAAUUUACCCGAUCCAACAUUAUUUUAUUCAUUAAAUGUAGAAUUUUCAUAUAUUUUAGAAGGUGAUGUCAAUUUUGGACCAUUAUUUAUAGCAGAACCAACUAAACUAUUACCUAUAUUUAACGAAGCAUUAAUAUUGGUACAGAAAUAUUUUAUAGAUAGAGAGUUCUCUGGUGAAAACAGAAUUGAAAAUGGUAGGAAUGAUACAAUACCGUCUCAGGCAUCGUCAAGUGUUAAAUACCAUUAUAUAUUAAAAAAGAAUUUUAGGGUCAGAGUUUCGGAUUUACCACUUUGUAAAGAAAUAGCACAUUCAUCAUUACCAAGGUCGAAUGAAGUAGGAAUAUUUGUGGAGUUUAGAGGAACUGUAAUUAGAUCAGGUCACCCAAGAGUGCUGGAGAAAACAAAGAAAUUCCAAUGCAAUAAAUGUUCAUACCAAUUCGAUGUUUCAAUCGACUUUGAACAAUACAAUCAAUACAACAUACCAAAGAAAUGCCCAAACGACGAGUUUAACUGUCCGUCAUCUUAUUUUAAACCAUUGGAUAUUGUUGGCGAACAUUGUGAUUACCAAGAAAUCAAAGUUCAAGAGCAAAUUCAUAAACUUAGUGCUGGCUCUAUUCCAGGUUCAAUCGUAGUUUUACUUCAAGAGGAUUUAGUGGAUAUAUGUCAAGCUGGUGACGAUAUUAUAGUUAGUGGUAUUGUUAUUAGACGUUGGAGAUCCAUUAGAAAUGAUGAGCGUUGCGACAUUGAAGUGGUAUUAUUAGCAAAUUAUGUGCGUGUUAUGAACGAGCAAAAAUUCUCAUCUACAAUGACCGAUGAAACAAGAAGACAAUUUGAAGAGUUUUGGGUGCAACAUGAACACCAACCCUUAGUUGGCAGAAAUAGAAUUAUCAAUCAAAUUUGUUCUGGUGUAUUUGGUUUAUUUGUUGUCAAAUUAGCAUUAUUAUUAAUUUUAAUUGGUGGGGUAAAUAUUGAAAAUUUAGAGAAUGGAACUAAAAAAAGAGGUGAAUGUCAUUUGCUAUUAGUGGGGGAACCGGGCACUGGUAAAUCUCAAUUUUUAAAAUUUGCUGCCAAAGUUGCACAACGUGCAGUUUUAACAACUGGUAUUGGUACAACCACUGCUGGUCUCACCGCUGCAUCCGUAAAAGAACCAGGAAGUGGUGAAAUGGUACUCGAAGCAGGGGCUUUAGUUCUUGCUGAUGGUGGUGUGUGUUGCAUUGACGAGUUUAGCGGCAUUAAAACUAAAGAUAGAGCCACAAUUCAUGAAGCUAUGGAACAACAAAGCUUAUCAAUUGCAAAAGGUGGUGUUAUAAGCAGACUUCAUACUCGUACAUGUAUCAUUGCCGCUACAAAUGCAAAGGGAAAAUAUGACCAAAAUGAAACUCUCACCGUAAAUACAAGUUUAGCAACACCAUUACUCAGUAGAUUCGACAUUAUUUUAUUAUUAACCGACGAUCAAAAUUCAGAUUGGGACAGAGAAGUAUCUAGCUUUAUUUUAAGACAAGCAAUGGCAUCUACUUCAAACAAUAACAAUAUUAGUAGCAGUGGUAGUAGCACACUAAACAACACUUCAUCAUUUACAAAUCCAAGUGAUAUUGAUGAUUUUUGGAAUUUGGAUUUAUUGCAAUCGUAUAUUUAUUAUGUCAAGGGAAACUUUAGACCAAAGCUAACACCAGAAAGUAAACAACUCAUUGAAGCAUAUUAUUCAAAACAACGUGCCAACGUAAUGAGAGCCAAUGAAUCAAGAACAACUGUUAGAUUACUUGAAAGUCUCAUUCGUUUAUCACAAGCCCACGCUCGUUUAAUGUUUAGAAACACUGUUGAAGUUCAAGACGCCAUUAUUUCCAUUUUCAUGUUAGAAUCAUCAGUCGAAUCUAAUUGUAUUUUUGCAAAUUUAAAUGCACAACGUUCUAUAUUCCCAGACGACCCCGAACAUGAUUAUAAAAUGUUGGAAAAUAAAGUUAAAAAAGCUCUAGGUUUAUCAAAUUUAGUUUCAAAACCAAUUCCCAGAAAAAUUUCUAAACGUAAUCCAUCAAAUCACAGAUCAAAUCCUAAUUGGGUACAAAAUCAAUUAGAAGAUGAUGAUGAACCUGAAUAUGAAUAUGAUGAAGAUGAGGAUGGGGAUGAAGAUGAAGAUGAAGAUGAAGAACAAGAACAAGAACAAGAACAAGAACAAGAACAAGAACAAGAACAAGAACAAGAACAAGAACAAGAACAAGAACAGGAAGAAGAGUUUGUUGAAAAUGGUUUUAAUGAUAUAGAAAUGCAAGAUCAAAUGGAUGAACAAAUGGAUGACUAUGAAGAAAAUAAUAUAAAGAAGAAAAAUGAACAAAAAGAAAAGGAAAAGCAGCAACAGGAAGAAAAGCUUAAACAACAAAGAGAGGAAUUAAGACAAAAAGAAUUAAAAGAGCAACAACAAAGAGAACAAAAAGAAAGGGAGGAAAAAGAAAAAGUGUUGAACUUACAAAAAGAAAAAGAAGCAAGACAAAGAGAACUAGAGUUAAAACUUGAAAAGCAAAAGAAAUUAGAAGAGCAAGAAAAAAGAGAACAAAAAGAAAAAGAGAAAAAUAAAAAUCAACCCAAGGAUCCAUUUGAAGACUUGGAUUAUUUAGAUGAUGGAUGUUUUAUUAUUGAACCAUUAAAAAGCAACUCAAACAAAUCCAAAGAAAAUAACAACAAUGAUAGUCUUGAACUUGAUGAAGAUUUAGAUGUAUCUUAUAUUGACGAAAUUAAAACAAAGACCCCAAUUACCCAAGUUCAAAAAGAAUCCUCAUAUAAAAAUACACCUUUACCACCAACAAAAAAACAACAAAACAGACUUAGUCAAUUAUCAUCACAAUUAGAAUUUUCACAAGAAAGUAUUGAAAAUAAUAGUAAUAGUAAUAGUAACAAUAAUAUAAAAUAUAAUUCAACAACUUUUACAGAAGAUAGUUUAAGCUUAGAUUCAUUUUCUGAAAUCAAAUCAUCAAUUUCUAAUAGCAAUAAUUAUAAAACAAGUAAUAGUAUUGAUAAUAAAAUUAAUAACAAUAGAAUUGUCGAUGAAGAACUAUUUUUUGACGAUGAAAUACUUCCCUCACCAAAAUUAAAAACACCAACCAAACAAUCAUCAAGCAGCACAACCAAAAUUAACGAAGAAAUUGUAAAUGAAAUUCAAAAGCUCAACACACAAGAUUCAAUUAAUAUUACUAUGAGCGGUGAAGAAGGAUGGGAUGACGACGAAGAAGAUAUUCCUUUCUAUCAACCCUCAGUUGCUAAAUCCUCCAAAUCUACAGCUUCUACAAUUAACCAAAGUCAAUCAAAAAAAUUGGAUAACGAUGGUGAUUUAGACAAUUUAGAUGGUUUAGAAUGGUAA